UUAUGCACCAACUCCUGUUGAACGCAAAAACUAACACUUCAUUCGUCUCUCUCUCGCCUGACAGCUGUUCUCAUUCCUCACUGACAAACGUCCGCCAACUAGCAGCCAAAAACGUUGCCGGUCUCACGACGACGGCGGAGUUUCUGCCGUUCUUCAAGGUGAAUGGGUGCAAACCCGUGAAGGACCUGAUGAGAUUGGUCAAGGGAGAGUCGAUCGCAGCCCACGAUGCCCUGAGCUCACUGAUAAAUCUGUGUGUUGACCCUGUGUUUGUGGAAGUGAUGGAUAACGAGGAUUUCUUGUUUGAUCUUAUCCUCAUGAUUGUGCUCCCACGAAACGUCGUAGCAGAUCUGUGCUGCAUGCUUCUUAACAACCUCUCCGAAAACAACUCGGUCGCCCGCAAACUGGUCGCGGACAUCUCCCGCAGCGCCUCCGAAACGAACAACAUGCCACUUAACGCCCCCACCAUCCCCACACCCACCGGACAACCCACCACCACCCCUCAAUCCCAACAACCGGCCACAAAACUCAAGACCCACUACCUCGACAACCUCCUCGAAGUCUUCGUCCGCGGCGAAGGCAAGACCUACAACCCCAACGCCACCUACGACUUCCUCGGCGGGGUCCUGGCCAACGUCGCCAUGACGCCCGCCGGCGCACAAUGGUUCCGCGGGCGCACGGGCGUCGACGGGACACUGAGACUGAGUAAAGUCGUGGCGUUUGUGGAGCAUCCGAAUCGGAUACGACGGGCGGCGGCGAUUGCGACGAUCAAGAACACCGCGUUUGACCCGGCGGGGCAUGAGUUGUUGUUGACGGAUGGGGAGUUGGAUUUGUUGCCGUAUUUAUUGUUGCCGAUUUGUGGGCCUGAGGAGUUUUCGGAUGAGGACAUGGAGGGCAUGCCCGACGACCUUCAACUUCUCCCCUCCACAAAGACCCGCGAACCCGACCCAAAACUCCGCACCGCCCUAGUCGAAACUCUCCUCCUCCUCACCCAAACCCGCAAAGGCCGCGACAUCCUCCGCGCCAAAAAAGUCUACCCCGUCAUCCGCAACCUCCACGCCGCUGAGCAGGACGAUGGUGUGCAGGAUGUUGUGGAACGGUUGGUGCAGAUGAUUAUGCGGGAUGAGGAGGGGGAGGAUGUGAGGGACGUGCAGAUGCCGGUGCCCGAGGCGAAGCGGAUAAAGCUGGAUGGGGAGGCGGAGACGCAGGCGAAGGAUAGGAAGGAGUUUGUGAUCGAGGAGUUAUCGGAUGAUGAUGAUGACGAUAUGGCGAUUGAGGGGUUGGUUUGAUUGCGUACUGUAGUGGAAGCGUCGCAAAGUUUGAGAAUCUUUCAGGGCGUACGGCUGCAGGGUUAGACAGAUUAGGUAGACACAUUCUUUAUUCAUUCCCACGAUUUUGCAUACUAUCAUUUUUCCAUUGGCGACUACAAGAUAGCCUUU
Molecule: messenger RNA, 1436 nt
Organism: Fimicolochytrium jonesii
Lineage: Eukaryota; Fungi; Chytridiomycota; Chytridiomycetes; Spizellomycetales; Powellomycetaceae
Exons: 5
Source: RefSeq, a predicted model, not a curated record